CGACCAAUUUUCGUCGAACCAAAAUCAAUGACCAAUAAACGAAGCGUAGAUUCAGAACCAGUCUCAAAUCCAAACCCUGAAGUGAAGUUCAACGCGUUUGGUCAAGUCUACCACGUUCGUCUCCAACCAAACCGCUGGUUACUGAGACAAGGAUUAGUCGUUGAACGAGUCGCUGCAGAUGGAACGGUUACAGAAGAAGAGAUACAAGAUCGAGAUUGUUAUUACUUUGCUCACCUAUUAUCACACAGUAGUGAAUCUGCAGGUGCUCUCAGUACAUGUAACGGACUGCGUGGUUUAAUAAGCCAUGACGAUACUGACAUCUACAUUGCUCCGUUGAAAGACCAUCAUGCAAUGCGAUACCGCCGGGAGAUCGAAGACGUGAUCGAAGGCGAGCAAGCCCAUAUUGUGUAUAAACGAACAUCACGUACACGUCGACAAACUACGUCGUCAUCAUCAGAUGAUUACAUUGACGACAGUGAUGAUAACGACGAUGACAGCGAGUUCUACUCUUAUGAUGAUCAAAGGAGUGAUUUUCGCGGCAACGACACUUACAUGUACAACAAUGACACAUUCUGUGAGCAAGUUUUCGCACCAGUGGAUCUACCUGACCACUCCUUCCUGGAUCACGGAUCGGUGGAUGGUGGCAAUACGUCCGACUACGAACCAAACUUUGCCGAUAGGUUGGCCGCUGAUCAAGAAGACGGAGAUCAUUCCCAAGAAGGGGGUCAUAGAUACAUCGAGGUCUUCGUCAUCAUCGACGACGCCAUGGUCAGACAUCACAGAGAUGAUGUCAUGAAUUACUCCUUUGCUAUUAUGAACAUCGUUUCAAGAAGAUACAUUGAUCCUUCAUUGAACAAUGAAAUACGAAUGGCUAUCGUAAAAUUAGCAGUGACUGAAACCCAAGACUUGACGCUGAUUGGAAGGGAUGGUAGAAACCACACUCUGACGAUACAUGGUAAUGGCCCUGACCUAGUGGAUGACGUAUGUGGCUGGGCAAAUAUCUUGAAUCCCGCCAGCGUUGAUGAUCCCCUACACUUUGAUAACACAAUUCUCAUGACAAGGAGAGACCUGUAUACCGUCUCUGGAGGCCGUAAGAACUUUGGGCUGUUAGGAAGGGCACCUAUUGGGACGAUCUGUAGACGGAGUUAUUCUUGUAAUGUAAAUGAAGAAGAUGGGUUGGAAGCAGCACUAACAAUCACUCAUGAACUUGGUCAUAAUUUGAAUCUAUACCACGAUCCCGACUAUGGUUGUGAAAAUGGUCGACAUGUCAUGUCAUCCAUGAAGGUCGUAGGGGCUUCAUCCUUUAAAUGGUCUCAUUGUAGUGCAACCUACUUAGCACUGUUUCUCAAUUCUCACAAAGCAACAUGCCUUCUGGAUAUGCCUUCAACAGAUCAUCCGGAAGUCAAUAUGAUACCUAUAGAUCAAUUAGCAGGUACACAGUAUGACAGAUUGUAUCAAUGUAAAAAGGCCUAUGGAUCUGAUGUCCAUGCACUAUGUGGAACACGAGCUCAUAUUACUUGUGGACAAAUCGGUUGUAACCGGUACGGGUGGUGUUUGCAUAUUGCAGCCAUGGAAGGCACCAGCUGCGGAAAAGACAUGUGGUGUUACAGCGGGCACUGUCGUUCAUCUAUCGGGGGCAUUCCCGACCCCAUAGACGGUGGAUGGGGGGAAUGGGCGGAGGACUUCACCCCUUGUUCUCGUACAUGCGGUACAGGUGUUACUUACAGACGACGACCAUGUGAUAACCCUGCCCCUCGUUAUGGCGGCAAGGCGUGUGAAGGCCCGAUGUAUAUCAUGCACACUUGCAAUGAGAAUCCAUGUCCAGGUAUCCAGAAUGCAGACGAUUACAGACGAAGGGAAUGCUCCAAUUCCAAUUCUAUGGUCUACAAAUAUCGUACGUUUGAAUGGACCCCGGAUACGGAUGGCAAUAUUUUGGAUGAUUGGCUGUGCGCUUUGAAAUGCCAAGCAAGAAUAGGAAGUUAUGUGCUCGAGCAUAACCGACCACCAUAUAAAGUAUCGGGUGGAACUAAAUGCUGGAGUGAUGAACCAGAUGAGCUAAGACGAACCAGAAGAUGUGUCAAUAACGAAUGCAAAGAGUUCGGGUGCGAUCGGGUGUAUGAAUCGGGUAAAUUAUUCGACAGUUGUGGUGUUUGCGAGGGGACUGGAAGGACGUGCAAACGGGUGCAUGGAGCACUCCUAGAAAGGAUGCCAGUAAGGAAAAUGAGAUACUGGAGGUGGAUGGAGAUACCCGUUGGAGUUACGGGGGUGAAUAUAACAAACAAUGAUGCUUACAAUCAAGGUUUGGUUCUGAUGGUUGAUGGACGAACCAUUUUUCGCCCGACUGCUUUAAAAAGACAGGAUGCUAAACGAUUCACCGUGGAUAGUAUGUUAAUUCUCUUACAAAAUGACUAUAUGAAGUGGGAAAAACUUUGGAUUCUUUCUGGACCAACAACAAAGCCGAUAGCUCUUGACCUUUUAAAUGAACAUUUUAUUAUCAAACCAAAUGCUGAAAUUCGUGCGAACCCAACGUUAUUCUACGAGUGGUAUGAACCGAUCAGCGAGCCUGUCUCCUAUUAUUGGGUGUUACAUACGUUGACUGAGUGUUCGGUUACGUGUGAGGGAGGUAAUCAGACGUUUCAACCAGUUUGUGUUGAGGAUAUCAAUGGAACUCGUGUAAACGUAAGUGACAUAUUCUGUAAAGAUUCCCCUGUACCAUCAACCGUCUAUGAUUGCAAUACACUGCGAUGUCCCGGAGUGCUCUGGAUGAUAAGUGAUUGGGGUCAGGAGUGCUCUGUGACAUGUGGACAAGGCGUCUUCGAGCGUUUCGUUGAGUGUGUAGAAGGCUAUACCAUGGUGGUCAAACCGACCAUUGACUGCAUUGUAUAUCUGGGGUAUAGACCUGAUGCAACCUUGCCAUGUUCUCUUGAUCCAUGUCCUACCGUCAUUGCGACCACAUUAUCAGAGAUUACAAUGAACAUAUCAACAGAAACUGAAGGAGAAGCAUCUAUGUAUGGUGACGUACCAACUAACGAUACAGACUCGGGUCAAGGAGGAGGAGGGGUUGGAGGACUUCCACCAUUCAUUUCUAUACCAAAUACUGCUUCUUUUAACGAGUACAAUCUUUAUCUACUACUCACAGGUCUUUCGAUCAGUGCUUCAACAGCGUGUUAUAAACUUACAAUGCGAUCGUAGUGAUGCAACAAGACAAAUUUAUUGAAAGUAGAUCUUAGAUAUGAAGCUCCUUUCUAUGUAAAACUCGAAGUUUCAAAGCGAGCGUUAUCACUGACAUUAAUUGAACGAUUGAUGGAGCUAUUUUGCUGUAAACCCCACGAGUGCAUUAGAUAGUAACAUUUUCUAAAAUAAUGGUUGCCAUUGUUUUUAAAAUGGACAAGUAAAGGC
Lytechinus variegatus (green sea urchin) is the source of this 3399-nucleotide messenger RNA. Its product is annotated as A disintegrin and metalloproteinase with thrombospondin motifs 6-like. Gene Ontology annotation, cellular component: extracellular matrix. The transcript is spliced from 19 exons. The coding region runs from base 28 to 3192 and encodes 1054 amino acids. Lineage: Eukaryota; Metazoa; Echinodermata; Echinoidea; Temnopleuroida; Toxopneustidae. Gene Ontology annotation, molecular function: metalloendopeptidase activity. Gene Ontology annotation, biological process: proteolysis; extracellular matrix organization. The record is from RefSeq and is a predicted model, not a curated record.